AGUUAUGUUACAAGAAUUCAUUGUUAUAACCAUGAAUCGGUGAAAAAGUUGUAGUGUUAAAUGGAACUGCUUUGGGCAGCUUUCAGCCUCUUACUUUUUACUCUAUGUACAAGUAAGGACCAAAUACUGAAAGAUCAUAGAGGACGAAAAUUUGUCAUAGGAUUUCCUCAGCAAUUUCGCAAAUCAGGAUCACUCGACAUCUACAUUGCAAGCAGACAGCUAUCAACUGCUAACAUCACUGCUGAUGGCUAUUUCGAAAGUUUCACUCUCGAACCCAAUCUAUUGACUCAUGUUUCUCUUCCGAACGACUAUUAAUGAGCCAUGGCAAAGAAAACAAAGGAAUUUUGUUAGAAGUGACUCAGAAAUUGCUGUUUAUGGUCUCAAUCAAAUCGAGAAGACUACAGACGCAUUUUUAGGCUUGCCAGUUGACAUCCUUGGCACAAGAUAUCUUGCUGUUGGAUCAGAACCAUCUGCAAAUAUUGGUAUUCAAUAUUUGAAUGUGUUCUCGAUUAUUGCAACUGAAGACAACACAACUGUGACAGUAACACCAAAAGGUCGGUUACUGAUUGGUCGACAAGGAUUCAAAAGAAUCUACCAUCAAUACGGUAAACUGUUGACAUUCACGCUGAACAAGCUUGAAUCAUACACGAUCAGAAGUGUUAGCGAUAUAACAGGCUCGUUGAUCGAGUCAGACAAGGCCAUAUCAGUAAUAUCAGGUCAUGAGUGUGCUUAUGUGCCCGAUCCUUUCCGGUAUUGCGAUCACUUGAUAGAGCAGGUUCCUCCAAUUAACACGUGGGGCACACACUUCGCUGUUGUACCGUUAGCUACACGAAAGGAAUGACCUUGCUAAAGGUGGUGGCUGGUCGUGAUAACACGUGGGUAUUUUAUGACGGUAUAAUCUAUCCUGGUUGUCAAGCUUUACCCCUGGGUGGUAUAUGUAUAAUACGAGCUACCACCACAUCAAACCAUGAGAUCAGGACUUCUUCUCCAUCUCUUCUUCUUCAACUCAGCACAGGGAGUUCCGAGGAUAAUGUGGAGGCAGCAGAUCCGUUCAUGAUAAUAGUACCUCCAAUCGAGCAGUUCACUAACUCCUACCUGGUGACUACCCCCGGGGAGGAACCAAUUGCCUUACCAACUACAUCAACAUCGUGGUGGAGGAGGCUGAGGUGGACGGUCUCCGAGUAGAUGACAAACCGAUAGUAGACGUUGAGUGGAGUGAGGUCCCUCAUACCAACCUGAUCGGUGGUAAAGUCCCAGUAUCUAUUGGGAGCCACUUCCUACACCACACUAACCCCACUAUAAAGUUUGGUAUUGCUAUAUACGGGUGGGAUAGACAUGACUCUUACGGAUACAGCGGUGGUUUGCAAUUGAACGUGUUGGGACCGGAGGAAUGUGUACAGAAGUACGGAGCACCAGGAGACGGAAAAGAUAACGGACUGUGAUUUGAAUGUGGACGAGGAGCUGUACAAUAGUAUUGAUGACGAUCAUGACGGAGUGGUGGACGAGGACCUGGCAGGGUUUUCUAGCUGCGCUCUGACUGGUGGCUCCAACUUUAAAACCUUCUCCCAAGUAACGUAUGAACUGGAGGACCUUUGUGAGCACGUGUUAGCUCAGAGCUGCAACAAGGAGGAUCCUGACUUCUUCAUGAUUCGCGUUGCCCAGGUUUGUUUGAACUUAAAGGAUAACAGUUGUACUGAGAUGGUGAGAAUUUGCGGGUAGCACAUUUUAAAAUAUAAAUAAGAUAAUAUUUUAAGAUUUGUAGCGUUUUCUCGAAUACUAAAUAAAACAUUUAUAAAUAUUUAAAACUCUGGUCUGAUGUAUUUUUAACCGCGUGAAAUAUAAUAAUAAUAGUAAUAAGGUGCAAAUGAUUUUAGAAUUAAGGACAUUUAAGAAAUUUAUUUAUUUUCACAAAUCAUCAGUUUCAUGGAAACAUUCCCUUUUCCGGUGCCAUGAAUAUUUGCUCAUAUUAAAUCACUGCUUACGGGCACGAAAAACAACGUUCUUGGAAUACAAUCGCGACACGCCUUUGAUGUUUUUACAAAAUGUACCCCAUUUAUGAUCAAACAUUGGGUGUUUGUGAUCAGGUUAGUUUAUGUGAUCAUGAUUAGGACCUUGACGGUAAUAUCCUGUCACUACAACAAUAUCUUAUGUCACUUAUCACAGGAUCC
Bolinopsis microptera is the source of this 2168-nucleotide messenger RNA. RefSeq lists its product as uncharacterized. The coding region runs from base 838 to 1185 and encodes 115 amino acids. The record is from RefSeq and is a predicted model, not a curated record. The transcript has 8 exons. Lineage: Eukaryota; Metazoa; Ctenophora; Tentaculata; Lobata; Bolinopsidae.